Messenger RNA from Labrus mixtus (cuckoo wrasse), 5006 nucleotides. RefSeq names its product lysine-specific demethylase RSBN1L-like. The coding region runs from base 100 to 3600 and encodes 1166 amino acids. Gene Ontology annotation, cellular component: nucleus. NCBI's taxonomy places the organism in Eukaryota, Metazoa, Chordata, Actinopteri, Labriformes, Labridae. The transcript is spliced from 8 exons. The record is from RefSeq and is a predicted model, not a curated record.
CCCUCCCUCCGUGCGUCGUACGUAACCCGCUAAGCUCCACCCCCGGGCUGGCUCUCGCGUACCAGUUACGUAUUACCGUAAAAAAUAGAAACUUCCAAGAUGGCUGAGGCCGUGGACUCCAUGCAUUUCGCAGCAAACAGCAAAACAAAUUCACCUAAACCCCUGAUAGCUAAACGGCCGCCGGAGUGCCGACCGCAGUCUUCCAGCGACAUUUACCCGCCGCCCCCUAAGAAGGUCCGGGUGGAGGAGAAGGGCCUGAAGCACAGGAAACUGAACGGAGAGGUGUGCGCAGGGGAAAAACACAACGGGAAGCAGAGUUGUGGUAGCCCAGCGAAAUGGAGUUUCGGCCCGGCCAAGGCGAGCCACUCCACCGCCGCCGCGGUGCCAGUGACCCCCGCUCGGAAAAUCUUCAAAAUCAGCAACUUCCUCGCCUCGCCGCCGAAAAUGAAGAAGGCGAAAGAGAAACGAGUGAAGGAGAAGGAGAAACGCAGUGAGGCGCAGCGGAGCUCAGCCCUCAGUGUGGACAGACUGAGCCCUGCUAGCUGCCAUACAAAGACCGAGAACGGCGACAUGAAAAUGCUACAGAGAGAUCACCGUGUGAAGGAGAAGGAGAAGAAGAAGUCUAAAGAGUGGAAAAAUCACAGAACGCCACCUUUACAUGACAUUGCAAGAGAAAACGGAGAAGUGUUUUCUCCACAGGAAGAUUGUCAGGAGAAGCCCAAAGACGGUUCAGAGGACGACCUCCUGCUGAAGAAGCUCAAGAAGAAAAAGAAAAAGAAGCACAAAGACGGCGAGCGGAUGAAGGAGAGGCACAGUCGACCCAAAGUGUACCAUCGCUCAUGUCAAACAGUUUGUUCGGGAGUGUCCUUGGGUUUGCCUGACUUCCUCGGUCGAAUGAAUGGAAACAACAGCAGCAGCAGCAGUCUACUCCACGCUGCAGCGCCGCCACCGCCGCCGCCACAACACCAACAACAACAACAACAGGAUCUUGCCGCUACCUCUGCCUCCAUCACCUCCAUCGUCAGAGACAGACUCUGCUACAGCUCCCCGCUGCACUGCGUCCCAGAGCCGGGCCUUUCCGGUCUGGAGUUCGGCCGGCUGAUCCACAUCGAGCAGCAGGCCAACGGGGGCGCGUCUGUGGCGCACGCCUACACCGAUCAGCUCUCCUGCCUGUCCCCCGCCGAGAUGCAGCGUUUCGCCCAGGAGUUUGUAACGCUGUCGUUCAGCGAGGAUAACGCCCAGGCCGCGUGUUUUGUGAUGGGGAUUAUACACGGAGCUGCUUCCUACCUCCCAGACUUCCUGGACUACUUCUCCUACAAGUUCCCCAACGCGCCAGUAAAGAUGGAGGUGCUCGGGAAGAAGGACAUCGAGACGACAACCAUGGUCAACUUCUACUCUCAGGUGAAGCGGACAUAUUCCCAGGGAACGUACCGCGCCGGGGCCAUGCGGCAGGUCAGUCUGGUCGGGGCUGUGGACGAAGAGGUCGGGGACUACUUUCCCGAGUUCAUAAACAUGUUGGAGGAUUCUCCCUUUCUAGAGCGGACUUUGCCCUGGGGCACGUUCUCCAGUCUGCGGCUGCAGAGCCCCACUGAGAGCGAUGACGGCCCCAUCAUGUGGGUCAGACCCGGAGAGCAGAUGAUCCCUAUGGCAGACAUGCCGAAAUCACCCUUCAAGAGGAAAAGGUCCACCAAUGAGAUAAAGAACCUGCAGUAUUUACCCAGAGCCAGCGAGCCCCGGGAGAUGCUGUUUGAGGAUCGGACAAGAGCCCAUGCUGACCAUAUUGGUCAGGGGUUUGAGAGACAGACUACUGCUGCUGUGGGCGUGCUGAAGGCUGUGCGCUGCGGAGAGGACAGCGACGCUCCUGCCCGGAUCACCAAAGAUGUCGUGUGUUUCCACGCCGGAGAUUUUCCAGAUGUGGUCAUGAGGCUGCAGCUGGACCUCCAUGAACCUCCCCUGUCCCAGUGCGUGCAGUGGAUUGACGAUGCCAAGCUGAACCAGCUGAGGAGGGAGGGGAUCCGAUACGCUCGGAUACAACUCUACCACGAUGACAUCUACUUCAUCCCCAGAGGAGUCGUCCACCAGUUCAAAACCGUGUCCGCCGUCUGCAGUCUGGCCUGGCACAUCAGACUCCAACAGUAUCACCAGCAUGAAGAGAAGGAGGAGGACCAGUGUGCACCCAGAGAAGAACCACUUCAUAUCAAAGAGGAGGAAGAGGAGGAGGAGGAGGAGGAGGAGGAAGAUGAUGAUGAUAAGGAGGUAGAGGAGGUGGCAUGCGACCCAGUUGUUGAUACAGUGACAAAAAAGGAAGAGAUGUACGCUGAGGAAAGAGAGGGAGCUCACACGCUGAUUUUUACAAAAGAAGAGCAGGAGAACGCCGAGCCGAAGGAAGUGUCAACAACACUGUCUCUACCUUCCAUUAAACAGGAGAGCGAUGAAGAUGUAGUCACUCGUACACUAACGGAGCCUAACGCUGAGGAAGAUGAGAACGGGGAGUGUAAGGGAGGGGGGGAUGAAGGUGCAGAGACGCUGCAGGAGGAGGAGGCUGGAGUGGACAGUGCAGCCGUAAAGACACUACAAGUGAGGAAGGAGAACGACCUGGAGGAAGAGAGGCAGCUGAAGACGACGACACCGGGUCAAGGUCUGAAAGAGAAAACUAAAGAUAGCAUAGGUAGCACUUACAACACGCAUCAAAUCAAAAAGGAAAAAGAUAAAGUAAAGAGGGAUAAAGAUGAGAAGGAGAGGGUGAAAGAGAAGAAGGACAAGGAGAGAAGUAAAGAGAAGGACAGGGAUAAAAAGGACAAGGGGAAAGACAGGGACAAGGUGAGAGAGCAGGAGAGAUUUAAGACCGAGGGAGGCGCGUCGACGCAGCCGAGCAGAAAAAAAGAGGAAGACGAGCGGACGAAAGAGGGCGGCAAAGCCUCUCAGACGUCCCUGCACGCGCACAGAGACGAGAAGUGGGCCUCGAAGGAGUGGGACUCGAAGACGCAGCCCCACGUCAAGAGAGAGAAGGAGCACGCGGGGAGCGAUAAAGACGGGAAGGGAGCGUCUCACAGAGAGGAGGCUCGAGACGCGAGCUCGCAUAAACACAAGUCGUCUCACGGGAAGAAGGAGAAGAGCGGGCAGAGAGAGGGCAACGCGUCGGGCGCGGCGCAGGCAAAGUCGGGGAGAGACGACGGGAAGGCGGUAGCUCAAAAACCUCUGAGCGUUCAGGUUAAGAAGGAAGGAAAGAAGGAGAAAGACGUGAACAGUAAAGAGGAGAGGAAGAAGCCCGCCGCCGCCGCCCCGCCGCCAGAACACAAGCAGCCGCGGACGCUCAUCACCUUCGACCUCUUUAAGCCCAUGGAGGCUCACCAGACUCUGGCCCUUUCCUUCACAGACAGUCGACCUAAGAGCCACCAUCAUCACGGUGACUCUCGAGGCUCCUCCUCAAAGCCCGGCUCUGACUCUCGGACACUUGUGCCCUCGAAAGGACCAAAAGUAAAGGACUCCACGCAGGGGAAACCCGCCACGCCCUUACAGGACACGAGGCCGCAGCAGCACUCAUUAAAACAGCCCCUUAAAACACACACGCCCCAAACACAGAAAGACUUCUUAAUAUGAAUGUCUAAGUCUUCUUUUUAUUUACUGUACAACUUUGCGCAGAGGCUUCGUUAAAGUACUUGAAGAUGCAUCCUCGCUUCAGACUUCAACUGGUCUUUUUUUUUAAUUUGUAAUAAUUGACGAGCGGGUGCAUUCCAUUACUUUGCUGACACACUUAAAGGCUUUAUAUGUGAUUUUUUGAUCCAGCAGAUGUCGCCCUUGAGCACCAGCAUGAAACUAAAACAACUUGCGCUGCGUUGUUGUGUUAGCAUGCUAAUACUAGUGAUCUUUAUUCUGCUCGUAUCUUCACACUGCAUGUAAAUUUACCUGAAAUGAGCGUGAUCUAGAAACACAGUUAAGCAGUGAGUAUGUAGAAAUCAAGUAUCUCCUCUGAAAAUAACUCUGUGAGUCAUGACUGUCUACAAUGGGUGUAACACCCGAGUCCCACUGUCUGUGAUGUUUUCAGAGUUUUCAGAGUCCUAUCUUCACUUUGUUUACAUCGCCCGGACGGCCGGCUGACUCCUCCCCUCGAGUAUAAAAGUUGUUUAAUUGAGGGACUAGAGAAAAGAAGAAUAACAUACUGUACUCACUGCUUAACUGUGUUUCUAGAUCACGCUCAUUUCAGGUAAAUUUACAUGCAGUGUGAAGAUACGAGCAUAAUAAAGAUCGCUAGCAUUAGCAUGCUAACACAACAAUGCAGCGCCAGUUGUUUUGGUUUCAUGCUGGCAUAUAAAGCCUUUAAGUCCAGUGACGCAGGGAAAAAGAGGAUGCACUCUCCAAGUAUUUUAUCAGUGCCUAAGAAUGUAAGCUAAGUAGCUCACUUCACGUUUGUUAGCGAAUGUAAUGUAGGCUCUAUAUAAAAAUGUUAUGUGACCCCAUGUGUCAGUGCCUGUGCACUACUUAGCUUCUCUCUUGGAAGAAUCCUAUUUUAGGUACUGGACUAACCGAUCUGAAAACAACCAAUCCUUGCUACCUGCGAUAGGAAAUUUUUACGUUCACUGUAUCCGACAUUUCAGCACGUCACCGGGGCUGAUUCUGAAAUGCUCUUUGCCGUUUUUUGCUUUACUCGAUGGGAGUUUGUUGUUUAUAACACUCCAAAAAAUCUUGGCAAAAAAAAGUAGUUGUUUUCAGACUGGAAGUGGUUUGACUCACACAGGGCUGUAAAUGAUACUGUAUGUACCAAAACUGUACAGUAUAGAUGUUAUUAGCACCAAUGUGAGAAAAUGUAUACAGAAAUUUGCAUAUAUUUUUUGUAAGACAAGUUUUAUUUUCCAUAGAACUUAUUUAUAUCAUUUACCGUCUGUUUUUAUUUGAAACCAAUGUAUGUGAAAAAAAAUUGUUGUAAAUACAUUUUAUUUCUUAAGAUAAGACUUGGUAGUGUGAUUUAUACUCUUGAUCAGAACCUCUCAAUAAAUGGUUCAAAAAUA